GCUUGAGGCAGCGAUAAAGCAGGAUCUACUCUUUUCAAAUACACUCACAAUCUUUUUUGUACACCUACCUUCCACGUUAACUGUAACAAUGGUACUGGAGGAGUCUGAGUACACUGUCUUUGAGCUUGAGAUCACUGAGGAUGAUGUGGAGACACCAUUUGGUAAAGUGCACUGCACCAUGAAGGGUGUUGCAAAAGGCAACCGCCCUACCAUCCUGACUUUCCAUGACAUCGGGCUGAACCAUAAGACCUGUUUUGAGUCACUCUUUAAUCACAAAGACAUGUAUGAGAUCAUGCAACACUUUGCUGUGUGCCAUGUUGACGCCCCAGGACAGCAGGAGGGUGCCAGCACUCUCUCCACAGAAUUUACCUACCCUUCGAUGGAACAGCUCUCAGAGACCCUCCCAAUGGUCCUCAAACAUUUUGGUCUGAAGAGUGUGAUUGGAAUGGCCGUUGGUGCUGGAGCCAACAUCCUUGCCCGCUUUGCAUUAAACCACUCAGACUUGGUUGAAGGUCUUGUUCUGAUCAAUAUGAGUGCACAGGCAGAGGGAUUCAUAGACUGGGCAGCACAAAAGAUUACAAGCUGGACUCAUGCUGUCCCUGAUACAGUCAUUUCACACCUGUUUGGAAAGCAGGAGAUACAGAACAAUCGUGACUUGAUCGCAACCUACCGCCAUCUCAUCACAAACAACAUUAACCAGUCCAACCUGCAACAGUUCAUGAAGUCCUACAAAAGCCGACGAGAUCUUGAGAUCGAGAGACCCGUACAAGGAGGAAGCAUUAAUGUUCGAACCCUCAGGUGCCCAGCCUUGCUUAUAGUGGGUGACAGCUCUCCAGCUGUGGAUUCUGUGGUUGACAGCAAUUCCCGAAUGAAUCCAACAACCACCACCCUUCUCAAGAUGGCUGACUGUGGCGGCCUUCCACAGGUUGAUCAGCCUGGCAAACUGAUUGAAGCCUUCAAGUAUUUCAUCCAGGGCAUGGGCUACAUGCCCUCUGCCAGUAUGACCCGUCUGGCUCGAUCUCGUACAGCCAGUAACUCGUCUCUGGACCGUAACCGCAGCCGCAGUGGCACAGCAGAGGAGCAGCGUGGACGCUCCCACACAGAUGUCUCCAUGGAGAGCACAUCCAACAGUGGUGAGCACAGUUCCUCAGGUCCCUCACUUUCCAUUGAGCUGUCCUGCUAAACGCCUUGUGCAAAUUUCAGAAUGGAACUCAUAAGGCGUUUUAAAAUUGGACAUGAAACUGUAGCAUUUGAACCAUCUGAACGCUGGUGCUCCUGUAAUUCUAUAAUGUUUUAAAAAAACACUGCCUGCAGUGUCUCAUUAGAAAGAUCAUUGGUAUUCAUCACAAGGGUUAAUAAAGUAGAGAUAGUAGAGGUUCAGACCUGCAGAGUAAACAUGUUACCAAUACCCAAUGGACUAAUCAUUGAGCUAGUUUAAAAUAUCUGAACCAGUGUUUUAAGGUAACAUUUUAUUUCUUACAAUGUGCAAUACUUAGCAAUAAUAAUUGCAUAUGAAAUAUAUAAACAUUUAUAUAUGUGUAUAGAAGGUUCUUUAUGAUGUGUAUAACUUGGCUAUCUGAAUGUAUAUAAGUAUAUAUA
Messenger RNA from Myxocyprinus asiaticus (Chinese sucker), 1599 nucleotides. RefSeq names its product N-myc downstream regulated 1b (gene ndrg1b). Bases 89 to 1183 code for a protein of 364 amino acids. Lineage: Eukaryota; Metazoa; Chordata; Actinopteri; Cypriniformes; Catostomidae. The record is from RefSeq and is a predicted model, not a curated record. Gene Ontology annotation, cellular component: cytoplasm. The transcript has 14 exons. Gene Ontology annotation, biological process: signal transduction.